CACGCCUGCGCAGCACUCCGGGCCGCAAAGGAGCCAUGGCGCUCCGGCGUCUGUUGCUGCCUGGUCGGGGAGGUUGCUGGCCCCGCGGACUCCCGGUGCUCUUGCUGCCUGGCGGCUGCGCGGGUCUACACGAGAGGCCCUGCCUCCGGUCGCUUUAUCGGUAUGCUAUAACUCAAGCAGCAACCAGCAGAAAUUCUCUUCUGAGAGAUGUCAUUGCAGCUUAUCAAAGAUUCUGCUCUCGACCUCCAAAAGGAUUUGAAAAAUACUUUCCUAAUGGAAAAAAUGGGAAAAAACCUAGUGAACCUAAAGAAUUUAUGGGAGAAAAAAAAGAAUCAAAGCCAACUAGUACACCAAAUUCUUCUGGCGGAGGAGUUGGUGGUGGAGGAAAGCGAGGUGGCAAGAAAGAUGAUUCUCACUGGUGGUCCAGGUUCCAGAAGGGCGAUUUUCCAUGGGAUGACAAAGAAUUCAGGAUGUAUUUUCUUUGGAGUGCUCUAUUUUGGGGUGGUGUCACGAUUUAUUUCCUGUUCAGGAGUUCUGGGAGAGAAAUCACUUGGAAGGACUUUGUCAAUAACUAUCUGUCCAAAGGAGUAGUGGACAGGCUGGAAGUCGUCAAUAAACGUUUUGUUCGAGUGACUUUUACACCAGGAAAAACUCCCGUUGAUGGGCAAUAUGUGUGGUUUAAUAUUGGUAGUGUGGAUACCUUUGAGCGGAAUCUGGAAACAUUACAGCAAGAACUGGGCAUCGAAGGGGAGAAUCGGGUCCCUGUUGUCUACAUUGCUGAAAGUGAUGGUUCAUUUCUGCUGAGCAUGUUACCUACAGUUCUCAUAAUUGCAUUUUUACUGUACACCAUAAGAAGAGGGCCUGCUGGCAUUGGACGAACAGGCCGAGGAAUGGGUGGGCUCUUCAGUGUUGGAGAAACCACUGCCAAAGUCUUGAAAGAUGAAAUAGAUGUGAAAUUUAAAGAUGUGGCUGGUUGUGAAGAGGCAAAGUUAGAGAUAAUGGAAUUUGUGAAUUUCUUGAAAAACCCAAAGCAGUAUCAAGACCUAGGAGCAAAAAUUCCAAAGGGUGCCAUUCUCACAGGUCCUCCAGGCACUGGGAAAACGCUUUUAGCUAAAGCAACAGCUGGAGAAGCCAAUGUCCCUUUCAUCACAGUUAGUGGAUCUGAGUUUUUGGAGAUGUUUGUUGGUGUGGGUCCAGCUAGAGUUCGAGACUUAUUUGCCCUUGCUCGGAAGAAUGCCCCCUGUAUUCUUUUCAUUGAUGAAAUAGAUGCUGUGGGAAGGAAGAGAGGAAGAGGCAAUUUUGGAGGGCAGAGUGAACAGGAAAAUACACUCAACCAACUGCUUGUGGAAAUGGAUGGAUUUAAUACGACGACAAAUGUAGUCAUUUUGGCUGGCACCAACAGGCCAGACAUUCUGGACCCUGCCCUGAUGAGGCCAGGGCGUUUUGAUAGACAGAUCUUCAUUGGACCACCAGACAUAAAAGGAAGAGCCUCUAUUUUCAAAGUUCACCUCAGACCACUAAAACUGGACAGUGCCCUGGAAAAGGAGAAACUGGCUAGAAAACUGGCAUCCUUAACUCCAGGAUUCUCCGGCGCUGAUGUUGCUAAUGUCUGUAAUGAGGCUGCUUUGAUUGCUGCGAGGCACCUUUCAGACUCCAUAAAUCAGAAACACUUUGAACAAGCUAUCGAACGAGUGAUUGGUGGUUUAGAGAAAAAAACCCAGGUUCUGCAGCCAGAGGAGAAAAAGACGGUGGCGUACCAUGAAGCAGGGCAUGCAGUUGCAGGCUGGUACCUGGAGCAUGCAGACCCACUUUUGAAGGUAUCUAUCAUCCCACGUGGCAAAGGAUUAGGCUAUGCUCAAUAUUUACCAAAAGAACAAUACCUAUAUACCAAAGAGCAGCUCUUAGAUAGGAUGUGUAUGACUUUAGGUGGUCGUGUGUCAGAAGAAAUCUUCUUUGGAAGAAUUACAACUGGUGCUCAAGAUGACUUGAGAAAAGUAACUCAGAGUGCAUAUGCCCAAAUUGUUCAAUUCGGCAUGAAUGAAAAAGUGGGACAAAUUUCCUUUGACCUUCCACGUCAAGGGGACAUGGUAUUGGAGAAACCUUACAGUGAAGCCACCGCACGACUAAUAGAUGAUGAAGUCCGAUUACUUAUUAAUGAUGCUUAUAAAAGGACAGUAGCUCUUCUCACAGAAAAGAAAGCCGAUGUGGAGAAGGUUGCUCUCCUAUUGUUAGAAAAAGAAGUAUUAGAUAAGAGUGAUAUGGUUGAACUUUUGGGCCCAAGACCGUUUGUGGAAAAAUCUACCUAUGAGGAAUUUGUGGAAGGGACUGGCAGCUUGGACGAGGACACAUCACUUCCAGAUGGCUUGAAGGAUUGGAACAAAGAGCGUGAGAAGAAGACAGAGGAGCCCACGGAUCAGAAAAUGGUGAACCAGAUCAAAGGACAGAUGCCAAUCUAAUUGUGUGUGGUUGCAAUUUACACAUUAUUUCAACUUGGCUUUCACAGGAGAAUGAGAACACUGCUAAGUUGAUUUUUAAAUCAACUUAAAAGUCAACUUACCCAGGUGAAAUGGUGAGAAGAGUAGUAUUUAGUCUUCUACCUCAGAGUUGUGGUGGGAAUGGCAGUGUGACUUUCUGAAUAUCUUAGAGCUUCGUUGGACAGUGCAAGGCCUGUGAGUGCCUUGGACUGCUGGUUUCUCCUGGACCCUCAGGAAAGUGGGCUGACCAUGUGCUAGGGUAAUGAAUAUGUGAAAUCUAGAUAGGAGUUGAGAGCUACUUUUUCUUUUGAUUGUCCACAUCCUAUUUCCAUUUAUUUUCCCACUAUAGAUGCAGGUUGCCAUGGACAGUGAAAUCAAAUUCAAAUUCAGAUAAGAAUAUUUUCAUUUGACCUAAUAUUUUAAUAAUCAAAUUCUGAUUACUUGUUGCUGUUUAAUGGAAUGGUUUUCUACAAAGAGCUGUAAUAUUUAAAAAUAGUAAUGUAUUAUGUAAUUAUGGCUUCUUUACAUCAAGAAAAAAAUAAACACUAUACUUUUUUUUUCUGAGUACAAAAAAGUCCAUAUUUUUAAAAGCAUAAUGGCUUAGGAAUUAAAUGUUCUUGCUUUUUCUCAUCAGCUAAUGUAUUUUUAUACAAAUGAUGCACACAUUAUGAAGGUUGGUUUUUUUUAAUUAAUUUAUUUUUUUUGCUAACCUUGACUUCCCUUCUCUCAGGACAUUUUUGUAAUCAUGCUCUUUUUUUUUAACAGCAACAUGUUUAACACAUUAAAAUUAGCAUGUUUACAAAACUACCUUGGUGAGGGAGUGUUUGGCAGAAACCAUAUAAUGCACAUAUUUUUAUGUUAAAAAAAAAUCUAGAUUUGUGUAUUCUGGGCUGACAUACUGGAUUUUGUAUGUAAUAUAGACAAAGUAUACUGUGAGGCAGUGGGUUUAAGGAGCUGGGUGAUGAUGUCAGCAUAAUAAUCUUCGCUAGCUAGACCUUCGAAGACUUUGACCACACUGUCUGGGUCUAGGGGUGGAUCAGGAUGGUGGGCUUUGACAGGUUGUUACAGAUCAUCCUCUCCAUGUUCAGGAAUAAUGACGCUAGUUGUCAAGGUCCUGUAACAGUUGUUUUCUGUGGUUUCUCAAUAAAGUGGUUCAACUCUUUA
Messenger RNA from Echinops telfairi (small Madagascar hedgehog), 3638 nucleotides. It is a transcript of the gene AFG3L2, whose product is annotated as AFG3 like matrix AAA peptidase subunit 2. NCBI's taxonomy places the organism in Eukaryota, Metazoa, Chordata, Mammalia, Afrosoricida, Tenrecidae. The record is from RefSeq and is a predicted model, not a curated record. Gene Ontology annotation, biological process: protein-containing complex assembly; mitochondrial protein processing. Gene Ontology annotation, molecular function: ATP binding; zinc ion binding; metalloendopeptidase activity. The transcript is spliced from 17 exons. The coding region runs from base 36 to 2456 and encodes 806 amino acids. Gene Ontology annotation, cellular component: membrane; m-AAA complex.